Eriocheir sinensis (Chinese mitten crab) is the source of this 5116-nucleotide messenger RNA. Its product is annotated as solute carrier family 23 member 1-like. The record is from RefSeq and is a predicted model, not a curated record. Gene Ontology annotation, biological process: transmembrane transport. Gene Ontology annotation, cellular component: membrane. Lineage: Eukaryota; Metazoa; Arthropoda; Malacostraca; Decapoda; Varunidae. The transcript has 13 exons. Gene Ontology annotation, molecular function: transmembrane transporter activity. Bases 2110 to 3933 code for a protein of 607 amino acids.
CAGUCAGUCAGUGUCUCCUGGACCUUCGGACGGAGAGGUCCACGCAUUCCACUCUCCUCUCCACCACCACCACCACCACCACCUUUCCUUCCACCAGCCCUCCAUCUGACAGUUCAGUCCUCUCCACCUCGCCCUCUUACCUCUCCUCCACCUUUUUUUCUCCUCUUCUUCAUUUUAUUCUCCAUCAUUCUUCCACUUCGCUCUUCCAUCUUAUAGUUUGACCUCUUCCUCCACUCUUCCACUUUUUCACUUAUUCCACUUCGUCAUUUCAUUUCGUCUUUUUAUCUUCCAUCGUUGUUCCACUUCUUGUUUUGGUUUCCUCCUCCUCUUCCACUUCUUCCAGAUUGUCCACAUACCUCCACUUCGGUAAUUUUAUCUCUUUUUUGUUUUCUUCUUCAUCAUUCUUCCACUUCGCUCCUCCUCCACCUUACUUAUUCUUCUUUCUCCUUCCUCCACCUUCUUUAGUUUGGUUUCUUCGCUUCCUCUCUCCACUUUUUUCCAUUCCUCCACCUCGUAGUGUUUUUCAUCUCUAUUAUCCACCUUUCCGCCUCUUCCUUCCUCCUCAAUUCCUUCCUUCAACUCUCUAUUUGAUCUUUGUUCUUUCCACCUUUCUAUUUCACCUUUCUCCUCCACUUCCUACUUUCAUUUCGUUUUUUCAUCCAUCUCUCCUCCACCUUCUCAUUUACUCCAGUUUCCACUCUCUUUCGCUUCUCCUCCAUCUUCUUCCUCCACUUCCUACUUUUUUAUCUCUUCUCCGACUAUCUACUUUCAUCUUCUCUCCUCUUCCACUUUCUCAUCUCCACUAUUUCCUAUUUUCUUUCGUUUCUUCAUCAAUCUCCAUAUUCUUCUUCCUCCACUUCCUACUUUUUGAUCUCUCUUCCCCUCCUAUCUCCUUUCAUCUUCUCUCCUCUUCCACUUUCUCAUCUCCUCCACUUCCUAUUCUCUUUCGCUUCUUCAUCAAUCUCCAUCUCCUUCCUCUACUUCCAUCCUUUCCUCCCUCCAUCACUUUCCCUUUCACACUUAAUCACUUUCCUUCCCUCUUUCACUUUCUCACGUUACCUGCUCACACCUGGCCGUUAAGUAGAAAGUGUUACCUGGGGCCGCUUGAACCUACCUGUUAAUCACAUUUUAUCACCUGUAAUUUUGAAGUUUUCGGGUAUAGUCGGUGUUCUUGCCAAUCUGUACGCACUGUGAUGGGGUUUGAUGCCAUUUUGUACACAGGUGUUUGACAGGUGAACGAGUUGAUUGAUGACUCGCUGUUAUUUUUAUUAGUUUUGUUUGGUGAGUGAUUUUUUGGGGGGUCACCUUGCCUUGCCUUGCCUGACCUUACCUAAUCUCACCUUACCAAAUCUUACCUUACCUUACCUUACGUUACCUUACAUGACCUUACCUCACUUCACCUUACCUCAUCUCACCUGACCUUACCUUACCUUACCUUACCUGUGUGUUACGUCAAAGGUGUGUAAUUGCUUUUUCUUACCUGGAUCUCACCUUCUUUUGUUAAUUGGUCACGGAAUUUUCUUUUUUAAUCUUGUGUCACUAAAACUUAACCUUUCACUCUUAUAAUCAAUUAGUUAUAUACAGUUCAAUUUUUUUUUUUCGUUUUUUCUCUACGGUCACACUACGUACUUUGUUUGUUUGUUUGUUUGUGUACGUGGUUCGUGUGCGUAAGUUCCAGUAAGUUAUAUCGUGUACAUUUUUUGUGUGUGCAUUUUUUCCCCCCUCGAUAUGUGCGUUCAUGCUUCCGUGAAGAAGUGAAGGACGAUUGAGCUAACGGCAGGGAGGAUUAGGUAAUUCUCUCUCUCUCUCUCUCUCUCUCUCUCUCUCUCUCUCUCUCUCUCUCUAGGAAGCCUCUAGGUGGUAAUUCACCGCGUUUUCUUCCUAAUCUUCCUCCCAUUUUCUCAUCCUCUUCCCAUCUCGUUUUCUUUCCAUUUUUUCCUAUUCUCAUUCUAUUCAUCCAACUUUCUCUCCUUCUUCUCUUUCCAUUUCGUCCUAUUUUCCUUCAGUUCUUCCCAUUUUCUCUCCAACCUUCCCAUCUUCUUUCUAUCAUUAUAAGUGAACGAGGAAAAUUAUAUAGAACGUAACAGUUAAAACAAAAAAAGAGAAGAAAUGCAUAUCACGUCCUUUGAGAUGGAGGGCGUGGAGGAAAUGAAGGGCAGCGUGGAGACAGUCGAGGAAGGCGAAGGAGUAGGCAGACCGAGGAAGACCGAGGUAGCAAAGUCCAGAGAGGCUUUAGUCGAAGAGCCCACUCAUGCCCGCCUUCUCUACUCCAUUGAAGACAACCCCCCAUGGUACAUCUGCUUAGCUCUGGGCCUGCAGCACUUCCUCAUGAUGGUGGAGUCGACGGUGAGCAUCCCGUACCUGCUCACGCCCCUCAUGUGCAUGGCUGCCACGGACCCUGCGCGCGGCCUCAUCGCCUCUACCAUCAUCUUCGUCAGCGGCAUCGUCACGCUCAUGCAGACAACCUUCGGCGUCAGGUUACCGAUCGUUCAGGGGGGGACUCACGGAUUCCUCAGUCCCAUCCUUGCUAUCCUUGCCCUUCUGCCCUGCCCCCCGGAGAGUGAAAUACUCGAACUGGGCACAGACGACCGCCGAGACCUGUGGCAGACGCGCAUGCAACAGGUCCAAGGGGCGAUCUGCGUGGCGGCAAUUUUCCAGGUGUUAGUCGGAUUCACAGGUGCGGUGGGUGCCCUGCUCCGGUGGAUCACGCCCUUGGUCAUCGUGCCCACUAUCACGCUCAUCGGCUUCUCCCUCUUCAGCGUGGCGGCGUCCAAGGCGGCGGCGCACUGGGGUAUCGCGGCGCUAACCAUCGUGCUCCUGAUCCUGUUCUCGCAGUACCUGGGCGGCGUGGGCAUCCCGUGGUUCUCCUGCUCACGAGGUCGAGGGGUGACCCGGAGCAAAGUCUACAUCUUCAAGCUCUUCCCGGUCCUUCUGGCAGUGGCUUUUGCGUGGCUCAUGUGCUGGAUCCUGACCUAUCUUGAAGUCCUGCCGGAGGGAAACCACGCUAGGACAGACCUCAGGCUUAAUAUGAUCAGUGAGGCGCCGUGGUUCAGACUGCCCUACCCCUGUCAGUGGGGGCUACCCGUGGUCAGCGUGGCCGGCGUGAUGGGCGUGCUAGCGGGCGUGGUUGCAAGUGUGGUGGAGAGCAUUGGUGACUACUACGCGUGUGCCAGACUCUCAGGAGCGCCGCCGCCACCCAAGCAUGCCAUCAACCGGGGCAUCUGGAUGGAAGGCCUCGGCACCGUCCUGGCUGGGCUCUUUGGCACUGGGAGCGGCACCACCUCCUACUCCCAGAACGUCGGUGCCAUUGGUGUGACGAGGGUGGGGAGUCGGCGCGUUAUCCAGUACAGCGCCGCGGUCAUGCUAGUGUGCGGGGUCAUCGGGAAGGUGGGCGCCCUCUUCAUCACCAUCCCUGAGCCCAUCAUCGGCGGCAUCUUCUGCGUCGUCUUCGCCAUGAUCACCUCCGUCGGGCUCUCCAACGUGCAGUUCAUCGAUCUCAACUCCUCCAGGAACCUCUUCGUCCUUGGUUUCUCCUUGUUCUUUGGCCUGGCGCUGCCCAUGUGGAUGCAGCUCCCAGAGAACGCCUCGGCCAUCGCCACUUCGCUCCCCAUGCUGGACCAGGUGCUGUCUGUGCUGCUGAGGACGCCUAUGUUCGUGGGCGGCUUCCUGGGCUUCUUCCUCGACAACACGAUACCUGGCACGGAGGAGGAGCGCGGGUUGGUCGCUUGGAAGUCGAUGCUGGAGAUGAAGGAAGGACAGCAGGAGGCCAACACAGUGCCUAUUGACUACUCUUGCUACGACCUUCCCCUGGGCAUGGACAGGAUAAGAAGGUGGGGCUGGACCAGGUUCGUGCCCGUGCUGCCCACCUUCGUCGGCUGGGGGGCCAUCAAGAGACGCUGCGCACCCUCCUCGCCCUCCAAUUGCAAAGUGUAACCCCUCUUCCUCUUCCUCCUCCUCUUCCCCUUAGUCACCAUACUUGUGCCAUUUUUUUGUUUGUAUGUGUUUUUUUUUUUUUUUAUAUUCGUCCAAGUGUUUUUUUUAUGUAUGUUGUUGUUCUGUAUUUUAUUUGCUGUUUUUUUUCCAUUUUUUUCUUUUCAUCUUUCUUAUCUCUAUUUUGUUUUAUUUAUUUUCUUUCAUCUUCAUUUUUAGUCGCAUUUUUUUCGCUCCUUCUUCUUUUUAUGAAUAUUUUUCUUUCUCCUUUUCUUCUUUCAUCCCUUUUUAAUUCUUUGUUAUUUGUCUAAGUACUUAUUUUAUUUUGCUCUCUAGACCUUAUUUUUGGCUCAAUUUUUAAAGUCAUUCGAUUAUUGUUUUUUUUUCUUCGUUGUCUUCAUUGUUUCCUUUUUAUUAUAUUCAUUCAUACGUUAUUAUUUUUUUAUCAUUGUUAUUUUGUUCUCAUCUGUUCGUCUUUUUUUUCAUUCCCAUUUUCUUCAUUCUCUUCUCUCCCCCUCCCCCUCCCCCUUCGUCCCGUCUCCUUAUGCCCCUCCCCCCUUAAACCCCAACUCCUCCCCUACCUCUUAAACCCCUCCCCCUAUUCUUAAGCCCCUCCCCUUUCCCAUAGACUCCUCCCCCUCCCCCUAUUCUUAAACCCCUCCCCCUAUUCCUAAGCCACUCCCCUUACCUCUUAAACCCCACCCCCCUUUCCUUAAACCCCUCCCCCUCCUCCCUAACCCCCUCCCCUAUUCUUAAGUCCCUCCCCUUACCCUUAGACUCCUCCCACUCCCCCUAAACCCUCCCCCUCUCCUUAAACCCCUCCCCCUAUUCUUAAGCCCCUCCCCUAUUUUUAAGCCCCUCCCCUAUUCUUAAGCCCCUCCCCUUACCCUCAGACUCCUCCCACUCCCCCUUUUCCCCUUCCCCUUCCCUUCCUUCCCUUCACCCUUCCCCCUUCACCCAACACCAUCACUGCCUUCUCAAUAAUGGUUAAAACGUGUGUGUGUGUGUGUGUGUGUGUGUGUGUGUGUGUGUGUGUGUGUGUGUGUGUGUAGGAUUUCUUUAUCAUUAUUAUCAUUAUUAUUACUAUUAUUAUUACUGUUACUAUUAUUAUUAUUAUCAUUAUUAUUAUUAUUAGUUGCUAUAGGGUAUGGCUGGUUCAUGUCUUCUAUAAUGUGCAAAUAAAAGA